Messenger RNA from Lathyrus sativus (Indian pea), 414 nucleotides. The record is from the annotation of a GenBank genome assembly. Lineage: Eukaryota; Viridiplantae; Streptophyta; Magnoliopsida; Fabales; Fabaceae.
AUGGCUUAUGUUAGGCUCUCUCUUUUGGCUGUCUUGUUGCUUGCCACAUUUUCAAUGUUUUCAAUGAAGAACGUAGGAGCUACUGAUUGUUCAGGUGCUUGUUCUCCAUUUGACAUGCAACCAUGCCGCUCUACGGAUUGUCGUUGCACCGCUUUUACCCUCUUUGCAGGUUUAUGCACAAAUCCAUCAUCUCCAAGUGUUAUGAAGAUGAUUGAAGAACAUCCUAACUUAUGUCAAUCUCAUGCGGAUUGCAUAAAGAAGAAAAGUGGUCGUUUUUGUGCUCGCUAUCCUAAUCCUGAUAUCGAACAUGGAUGGUGUUUUGCAUCUAACAUUGAAGCACAAGACAUAUUCUUCAAUAUAUCCUCUAAUUCUGAAAUUUCAAAAACUUACUUGAAGAUACAUUCUAGCACUUAA